Molecule: messenger RNA, 4018 nt
Organism: Danio aesculapii
Lineage: Eukaryota; Metazoa; Chordata; Actinopteri; Cypriniformes; Danionidae
Gene: dkk2
Product: dickkopf WNT signaling pathway inhibitor 2
Exons: 4
Coding region: 315-1046 (243 amino acids)
Biological process (GO): multicellular organism development; negative regulation of canonical Wnt signaling pathway
Cellular component (GO): extracellular region
Molecular function (GO): co-receptor binding; receptor antagonist activity
Source: RefSeq, a predicted model, not a curated record
CUCACACGGGCACGAAUCCUCCUCUCUGCUGCACUUUGAUUUUUUUUCUCCUGCUGCAGCAUCCUGACUCCUUUUCAAUUUCUCCACAUUUUGUGUAUUUUUAAAGUAUUGCAUUCCAGACCUCCUCUGCAACAGGUAUUUAACGAUUAUUUUUCCCCACACAGAUAUUUGUCCGAUGUUUGAUGGACACUGUUGAGGGGAGUUUAUGCUUCUUUUAAGCCGAAGUGCAGUGAUCAAAGCAAACAGUGGUUUAGCAAAGAUUUCGUCAAGAAACCAGCACGUUCUUGUUCAGAGUUAAGAAACAGACUGAGAGGAUGCUCACCGUUACGCGGAGUCGGUGCUGUUGGAUGUUGCCGCUGAUCGUCGCGUUUGUGCGGAUGGGAGAAACUCAGGGGACCGAGAGCGAAGCCCAGGUAAACUCCAUCAAAUCUCUGGAGCCGCAGCCCGCCGCCGCUAACCGCUCCGGCGCUUCAUACAGCGGCAUCCCGAAGAAGAGCAACAUUCCAGCUCAGGGUUACCCAUGCAGCAGUGAUAAAGAGUGUGUGGUGGGAACGUACUGUCAUAGCCCUCAACACGCACCGUCCCGCUGCCUGUCCUGCCGCAGGAGGAAGAAGCGUUGCCACAGAGACAACAUGUGUUGCCCGGGAAACCGCUGCAGCAACUAUGUCUGCAUCCCGAUCUCAGAGAGUGUCCUGUCCUCACACAAAACCUCUAUGGAUGAGAACAACAAGUUUUCCAUCAAGGAGAAGAAUUGGAAGAAGAAUGGGAAACCUCACGCCAAGAUCUCUCUCAAAGGUCACGAAGGCGACCCUUGUCUGCGAUCGUCCGACUGCUCGGAGGGCUACUGCUGCGCCCGCCACUUCUGGACGAAAAUCUGCAAGCCCGUCCUGCGGCAAGGCGAAGUCUGCACCAAACAGCGCAAAAAAGGCUCCCACGGCCUGGAGAUCUUCCAGCGCUGCGACUGUGCCAAAGGACUAGCCUGCAAGGUAUGGAAAGACGCCACCUCCUUCUCCAGGUCCAGGCUGCACGUGUGCCAAAGGAUCUAACAGGGGACAUUGCAUACAAAACAAGCCGCACCUUGGGGGUUCUGCGUCCCGCUGGGAGAGGGGCGGACGAGGACUUCUUUUCUCCAGGACUUACUUUGCUGUGAUUAAAAAGGGUGAGAUACAGAUGAAUGUGUGCCAGAACAGGGUGGGUUUGGGACUUGAAUGAAGUGAAACGGUGGAUGCUCAGAGUUUGGAAGCAUUCCGGGCAUCUUUUCUGGAGGUUUUAUUGAUUUACAAGCCAUUUUUAUCACUGAUAAAGUGCCGCCAUUAAUGGUUUAAGUGUCUUUUAGGAUCUAAAUGCUCUGAUUUGUUUUUGUUUUGACAGUAGAAUUUCCCAUGCACAAUUUUUCAUUACAUAACCACUUUAAUAUUAAAAGAGAUUAGUUAACUCAUUUAAAAAAAACUGAGUAGACCUGUUUCAUCAAAAGCGACAAGUUGAUUUUACUUUAAAAACAGUUUGGAACAAAUAUGUUGACUUAAUUUUUACAAUUAUGCUCAUAGUUCAUUAACCUAAUCAUUUAGCACAAGGGGAUUACUCACUUUUUUAUGUUAAGUUAACUAAUCGCUUUGAAUCAUUGAGAAAAUCUGUUGAACAGUUGAGUUGACUUAACUUAAUAUUUACAAUUAUGCUCAUAGUUAAUUUACCUAAUCAUUUAGCACAAGGGGAUUACUCACUUUUUUAUGUUAAGCUAACUAAUCACUUUGAAACAUUGGGAAAAUCUGUUUAACAGUUGAGUUGACUUAACUUAAUAUUUACAAUUAUGCUCAUAGUUCAUUUACCUAAUCAUUUAGCACAAGGGGAUUACUCACUUUUUUAUGUUAAGUUAACUUAUCGCUUUGAAACAUUGAGAAAAUCUGUUGAACAGUUGAGUUGACUUAACUUAAUAUUUACAAUUAUGCACAUAGUUCAAUUACCUAAGCAAUUUCAGGACAUUUCACGCUUUUUAAUGUUGUCAACUAAUUGUUUAAAAGCAACAAGUUUUCUCACUUUUUUAGAAUAAAGCUAACUAAAUGCUUUGAAACCCAGAAAUUCUGUUGUAUCUUUGGAACAGUUGACUUAACUUAAUUUUUACAAUUAUGCACAUAGUUCAUUUACCUAAUCAUUUUAAGGCAAUGGGAUUAUUCACUUUUUAUGUAGUCAACUAAUCGCUUUUAAAGCAACAGGUUUUCUCAUUUUUUUGAGUAAAGUCAACUUAUCGCUUUAAAAAGUGAGAAAAUCUGUUGUAUUUUGGAAUAGUUGAGUUGACUUGACUUAAUUUUUACAAUUAUUCCCAUAAUUGUUUUACCUAAUCAUUUUAAGGCAACAGCAUUUCUCAAUUUUUUAUGUAGUCAACUAAUCGCUUUUAAAGCAACAGGUUUCUCAUUUUUUUGAGUAAAGUCAACUUAUCGCUUUAAAAAGUGAGAAAAUCUGUUGUAUUUUGGAAUAGUUGAGUUGACUUGACUUAAUUUUUACAAUUAUUCCCAUAAUUGUUUUACCUAAUCAUUUUAAGGCAACAGCAUUUCUCAAUUUUUUAUGUAGUCAACUAAUCGCUUUUAAAGCAACAGGUUUUCUCAUUUUUUUGAGUAAAGUCAACUUAUCACUUUAAAACAUUGAGAAAAUCUGUUAAAUCUUGGAAGAGUUGAGUUGACUUUUUACAAUUAUGAACAUAGUUUGUUUACCUAAUCAUUUUAAACCAACUGGAUUGCUCACUUUUUAUGUAAUCAACAAAUCGUUUUAAAACCAACAGGUUUUCUCACUUUUUUAGAGUAAAGUCAACUUAUCGCUUUAAAACAUUGAGAAAAUCAGUUUUGACUUGGAACAGUUGAGUUGACUUAAUUUUGCAAGUAUGCACAGUUCAUUUAGCUAAUCUUAUCAAGGCAACAGGAUUACUCACAUUUUUAUGUCAAGUCAGCUUAUCGCUUUAAAAGCAAUGGUUCUAUUCAUUUUUCUUUUAGUAAAGUCAACUUAUCGCUUUUUACUGCAUCAUUUUAUUUGUUACAUUAAUAACUUUGGGUUUCUUUCAUUAUCAUUUUAUGUUUAAAUUUUCUUAAUUUUUUUAUUUUUGUAGACUAAAUUUCAAACAUCUGCCCUUCUGAAAGUGCACUUUUGUAUUUGCUUGUGUGAUUCAUAAAAUCCAAACAGAAGAAUAUACGGUAGCCACACGUUAGGAAUAUAAUAAUUAGAUUUACUCAAUGGUCAUAGAUGAGAUCAGAAAUACUCAAUCAUCUUUGAUUAUCGAGGGAAGUUGUUUACAGUUUGAAUGCACAGUGAAUGUGCAAAUGACUUCAUAAAUCAGUCCACACUUUUGCUCUGUAAAUAUUUUACACCGGCUUUUAGCUAGAAUAUAAAAAAAUACAAAUAAAAAACUAAUAAGCUCUUAUAUUGUAAAUAAAAUAAAAAAUGUAUUUAAGAAAAAGUUGUAUAUCAUGUAUAUAUUGGUUAAAAGGAACAGAGGGGGGACGUGAAUAAAGUAGCAUAAAACGUUUUUUUAACUUGUCAUAGCAUGGUGUUUUAUCUGUUUCCUCAAACUCAGUUUUUCACACCGCAGACAUGAAAAUCCCCACGCAGAACUAUUUCUAUUAAGUUAUUUUCAAACCAUGUUUCUUCACAGAGCUCAAGUUGUAUGUAUGUUCAAUGUCUGCUUUUCCCCAUCUAGAAAUCUGAUCUAUGGCAAUAUAUGCAAAUCACAUAUACUACAAAUAUACAAGUUUGGAUUCCGCAUAUCUAAAAUGUCAUAUAUUUCAAAAUAUUGGAAAAUAAUGUUCAUUUACAUAUAUUUCUCUAUUUAAAUUAGAAAUAUGUACAUAUAUGUUUAAAUAUAUUAGCUAUAAUUUUGUAUAUAUAUAUUAUGUUCAUAUAUGGCUAUAUAUCAGAUUUUCAUAUGGGCCCGGGUUAGUCCAUUUUUUUUUGUUUCUGUUGUAACAGUGCUGUUAUUUCUCAUUGUGUAUUUACAGUGAUUUAAGCAGAUUAAAGAAUGUAUUUUGUAUUACAA